AUGUUUCUUUGUUUGUAUUAUGAUCUCUUUUUCUCUCUUGCUUACUCAUCCUUCAAUAUUUCCCACACUUUCUCUCAAAUAUCCAUCUCUCUUUCUCCAUGGCUGAUCUUUCACCAUCUCCUUCUCCAAAUUGUCAUGAUCACAGUCAUCAAUCUCAGCAACAACAAUCCUCCACCAUUGAUUUCAAUGUCACGGUGAUCAUGGUUGCCAUGCUUUGUGCUCUAGUGUGUGCUCUAGGCCUCAACUCCACCCUCCAAUGUGUGUUUCAAUGCACAUACAGAGUCGUCACCGAGCCAAGACAAUGGCUUGUUUCUCGGAGACAAAACUCAGGGCUUAAAAAGAAAGAAGUUGUGGCUUUGCCCACUUCAACUUUUGUCAAUAAUUCUUCAGAUAAUUCACCAUCAUCAUCAUCAGCUUCAGGAACUUGUGCUAUUUGUCUUGUGGACUUCAUUGAUGGAGAUAAAAUUAGGGUUCUUCCCAAAUGCAACCAUCGUUUCCACGUUCCAUGUAUUGAUAAGUGGCUUCUCUCUCACUCUUCUUGCCCUACUUGCAGGCACAGGCUUAAGAAUUCCAAUCACUCUUUCCAUUCCUUAGAUCAAAUUGUUGUCACACAUUAGUGAACAAUUAGUCUUUUAAUUUAGUAUUAACUACAACCUAAUUAGUAUGUUUUAUAUAGGAUUAUGUAUGUAUUAUCAUAACUUUUUCUCGAGGUUUGGUCAAAAGUCUGAAUUUUUUUUUUUUUUUUUUUUUUUUUUUUUUUAAAUCAUCUUCUACUUCUGAUACCAUCAAAGUGUAAUAGAUGCAUAUAAGUAUCAAACUGUAAUAGAUGCAUAUACAACCAGUUAAUGAAGAUGUAUGUUACAUAAAAGUUUUUCCCUCUAUUAAAUUGAAGGAUUAAUUGAUAGAGAUUUAAUGGGUGAUGAGAGAUAAUUUAAAACUACAAAAAUAGAUGAAUGGAAUCAAAUCUUAGAAAGAAGUUAU
This is a messenger RNA of Pistacia vera, 981 nucleotides long. RefSeq names its product RING-H2 finger protein ATL74-like. The transcript has a single exon. NCBI's taxonomy places the organism in Eukaryota, Viridiplantae, Streptophyta, Magnoliopsida, Sapindales, Anacardiaceae. Gene Ontology annotation, molecular function: transferase activity. Bases 99 to 617 code for a protein of 172 amino acids. The record is from RefSeq and is a predicted model, not a curated record. Gene Ontology annotation, biological process: protein ubiquitination.